AUGGUGCUGGUGUGGGCGCUUGUGAUUCCCACCAUUUCGUCCAUUUCGAUGUCCUAUCAGCUGCCCAGACGCUCUGCCACAACCCACUCCCUUCUGACUGAUCGAUGUGACGUGGCGAUGCGCCUCCAGUGCACUGCAGCAGCCCAUUCCACCAACCACCCCAGCCGUUACACUCCCACGCACCGUCUUGUUUACCCGAAAGCGCGUCACAUCUCAACUGCAGUCAUCGAUCGUUGGUUUAGAGUUGGGGCGAUCUUUGGGCUGCACAUCACGUGA
Messenger RNA from Hydatigera taeniaeformis, 276 nucleotides. The record is from the annotation of a GenBank genome assembly. NCBI's taxonomy places the organism in Eukaryota, Metazoa, Platyhelminthes, Cestoda, Cyclophyllidea, Taeniidae.